This is a messenger RNA of Drepanopeziza brunnea f. sp. 'multigermtubi' MB_m1, 771 nucleotides long. RefSeq lists its product as uncharacterized. NCBI's taxonomy places the organism in Eukaryota, Fungi, Ascomycota, Leotiomycetes, Helotiales, Drepanopezizaceae. Gene Ontology annotation, cellular component: chromosome. The record is from RefSeq and is a predicted model, not a curated record. Gene Ontology annotation, molecular function: chromatin insulator sequence binding. Gene Ontology annotation, biological process: regulation of transcription by RNA polymerase II.
AUGGAGCUGUACUGCUACCAGUGUGGACGCAAGCGCGUCUUCAACAGCCUGAGCGCGAUAACAGAUCACUGCAAAAGCAAAGAGGGCCAUGCUUGUGCGCAAGAAUGCAAGCCCUGCAAGCGACUCUUCGUCAAACAGAUCUUCCUAGACCAGCACGUCAGCGCUGUGCACCAAUGGAAGUGCAUCCCAUGCGAUCUCUUCUAUGCCGACGAGGCCAAGUUGGCGGCGCACCACGACUCCACGCACAACUACCCGUGUGUCUCGUGCCCCGGCCAGAGGUUCCCUUCAGCAGAUGCCCUCGACAUGCAUAACCGCGCGAGCCACGCCCACCGCUGCGCCGCCUGCAAGAUGGACUUCUACACGGAGAAGUCCAUCGCCGACCACGUGGCCCGCGUCCACGGCUUCAAGUGCGGCCAGUGCCGGUCCAAGACGUUCUACGCGGUGGCCGCGCUGCAGGCCCACGUCCAGGCCCUCCACGGCUCGAGGUGCGAGAAGUGCAGCCUGGGCUUCCGCACGGCGGAGCUCCUCGCGCAGCACGAGGAGACGUCGCACCAGCUCCUCCCUUGCGGCUGGUGCCCGGCUGUCUUCGACUGCGGCGCGGCCCGCGAGGCGCACGUGGCGGCUGUUCACUUCCAGACGGGGAGGAGAAGCGUUGCUGUAAGGAGUGUUCUGUCGCCGAUGAUGAUGUUGAAGAUUGAUCGGGGGGUGCUGAGAGAUCUGCGGGCGGCGGCGGCGGCGGCUGCUGCUGCUACUGCGGCUUCUGGUAGGUAG